CAGGUCUUCCACCCAAUGGUGUACGCGUCCUUGCUGCCCGUGUUUGCUGGCGUCGCGCUCGCGUCUUCCAGCGAGCUGUCCUUCACCAUGUUCGGCUUUCUGACGGCCAUGGGCUCCAAUUUUGCAUUCGUUUCCCGCAACGUCCUUGCAACGAAGUUCGGCAAGGCUGGCGACAUGGGAGACGACCAGCAGACUAGGAAGACGAACCAGCUCGCGGUGCUGACCAUGGUGGCGGCGGCGGUGCUGUUCCCGGUCUGCCUCUUCAUCCCCGGCGGGCUGACGUCGAUUCCCUCGGCGUGGGCUGGCGCCAUGAAGGCGGGCGUGAGCGCCGGCAAGCUGACCUCCCUGUUGGUCGCCUCAGGCUUCUACUUCUACAUGUACCAGCUGUCAUCCUUCUGGGUGCUGUCCUGCGUGCCGCCCAUCACGCACAGCGUCCUCAACACCCUGAAGAGGGUCGUCAUCAUCAUCGUGUCGAUCAUCGUCUUCCGCACUCCGGUGACCGUCCAGAGCGCUUGCGGCACCGCAACCGCCAUCGGUGGCGUGCUGCUGUACUCACUCACGAAGUCCUACUAUGCGAAGAAGGCGAAGGAGAGCAAGUGAGCGUGCGCGGGGAGCAGCCGGGCCGCCCUCGCGUGCGCGGCAAGGGGCAGGCGGAGCCUCCCUGGGCGUGCUCCGAGCUGGCAGGGCUGGCGCUGUGCAGGGAGGCGUGCUCGGGAAGCAGGCGUCUCAAGCCCACGGGCGCCCCAUGCCGUUGCUAUCCGAGGGGCAGGGGGAGAUUUCUGCUGGAUGCUCGUUUUGGUCCUCUCCCGCGCGCCCCGUGUGCGUGGCUUUUCUUGCUGCUGUAUCGUGCGCCGCGCCCACGCCCCGGCCGCGCCGCUCCGAGCGCUGCCGGCGGUUUUUUUGGGCGCAGUUUUCUCGCUUCUCUCGCCCGGCGGCUGCAGCAGGUCACUGACUCAAAACAGACGCCCAAUCCCAAAAACGCGGGGUCCAAG
Molecule: messenger RNA, 992 nt
Organism: Prorocentrum cordatum
Lineage: Eukaryota; Dinophyceae; Prorocentrales; Prorocentraceae
Source: the annotation of a GenBank genome assembly